Messenger RNA from Impatiens glandulifera, 1774 nucleotides. RefSeq names its product protein DEFECTIVE IN MERISTEM SILENCING 3-like. Bases 285 to 1511 code for a protein of 408 amino acids. Lineage: Eukaryota; Viridiplantae; Streptophyta; Magnoliopsida; Ericales; Balsaminaceae. The record is from RefSeq and is a predicted model, not a curated record. The transcript is spliced from 9 exons.
CAAAAGACCGAAGAAAGAGAGGAAGGACCGAAGGAAGAAGAAAAGGGGCUUUAGGGCAAAAGAGGUUUCAUCCGUUUGGGCUAUUGCGCUUCGACUGGUGCGCUAAGGAUCGGAUGACAAGAGAAAACCCUAGAAAUUAGUCUCACAUUUUCGAUCGCUGAGUAGAGAGGUUUCUGAUAGCUCGGAAAGAAGGCAGAUCGGAAAACGAACGAGGCGAUUAGGAGAAUUCGUCUGUUCAUCAUCUCCAGGCCAUAGUAACCAAAGAUUCAGAAGAAGUGAUACAAAUGCAGCAGUACAACAUAUCUAACAUGGAUGUAAAGAAUGAAACAAAAAAUGUAGCGUUAUACCAAGUACAAAGUUCCUCUUACAAUGCUCAGAUACUGCAGGAUGAUCUAAAAACAUUGGGUCAGGCAAUUAAAGAUCGUGAAGCCAGUAUCAAAUUUCUAAACUCACAGAAGAAUGCCUUGGAGGAUUCUAUCCUGGACUUGAGAGUUAAACUUGGAAAAUUACAUUCGGCAAAUAUGCCGGGGGAGGAAGCUGCCAUGAAUUCUGCAAGUGUCCAAAGCAUGCAAGAAACAACUGAAAGUAUAUUGAAGCAUGACAAAUCAGCUGCAAGUGUUUUGUGUCAAUUACAAACUUAUUAUGGAAGUCAUGGUUCUGAACAUCCUUUAUCCAAGCAUGUUUUGGGUAUUGUUUGCACACUUUGUAAAGUAGAAGAUGACAAUAUCAGCGGGCUUCUUUCUGAGUUCUUGGGAAAAGAAAAUAUGUUGGCUGUUGUAUGCAAGAAUUAUGAAGGUGUUAAAGCUCUGGAAACAUAUGGUAAAGAUGGUUCGAUAAUCAGAAGUUAUGGCCUGCACGCUCUAGGAGCUUCUUCUGUUGGUCGGUUUACUGUCAUUUGUCUAGAAAAAUUAAGACCAUAUUGUGGAGAGUUUAUUACUGGUGACAAUCAAAGGAGACUUGAUCUACUGAAACCAAGGUUACCCAAUGGAGAAACACCACCUGGCUUCAUGGGGUUUGGUGUAAACAUGAUCAGUAUUGAUGGUUACAAUUUAUUUGGUCUUACAGCUAAUGGGCAUGGUCUAAGGGAGACUCUUUUCUACCAUUUAUUUUCUCGUCUUCAAGUGUACAAAACAAGGGCAGAAAUGUUGCAGGCUAUUCCAUUUAUAGAUAAUGGAGCAAUAUCACUAGAUGGUGGGAUAAUGAAGGCUCCAGGAAUUUUCACAUUGGGUCAACGGGAAGAUGUAGGUGUAAAGUUUCCCAUAAGUCCGGGACUUGAUCACGCGGCUACAACUUACCUUGAGAUCCAAAAUCGGAUAAAGAAGAUGGAAUGGAAAAAAAAGAGAAUUGAGGAUGACAAGAGGAGAGAAGAAUCACUGCUGGAUGAUGUAAAACAUAAGUUCGAUUUUAAGAAACAGGAAUUUGUCACUUUCCUGGCUUCAGCAAACUCAUCAUACUUAGUUAGUCCGGAGGAGACACAGGCUGGAGGACAAGAUAGAAUGGUCUUAAAUUGAUGAUUACAUUUUGGCUAAAAGACUGCAACCUGUGUUUGAAACAUCCUGUUUAAGAAGUUUCACAGAGAUGGAAAGAGUAUUCAAUUCAGGUGAGUAUUGUGUACAAGUUCUUGUUUUUGCUUGUGUGUAAAGAAGGUCUGUAAAAUGUAUAGAAUAAUAGGGCAGUUGUAAGUUGGGGGACCAACAAAGAUGUUGUAAUAUUACUUUGUGUGAACAAAAAACAAUUAUCUUUUGGAAGAAUCAUUUGGUCAAGGAUUUGGAGA